AUGGCCUUUGAGGAGCUCCUGGAUCAAGUUGGUGUAGGGAGAUUCCAGAUUCGUGAGAUGGUUUUCUUUCUUGUCUCUAUAGCAGUAAUGUACCCUCAAGUUCUUUUGGAAAACUUCAUUGCUGUCAUCCCUGAUCAUCGCUGCUGGGUCCACAUCCUCGACAAUGACACUCUAUCUGCAAAUGACACUGUGAUCCUCAGCCCUGAUGCCCUCUUGAGAAUCUCCAUCCCACUGGACUCAAACAUGAGACCAGAGAAGUGUCGCCGUUUCCUCCACCCCCAGUGGCAGCUCCUUAACCUGAAUGGGACCUUUCCCAACAUGAGUGAAAUGAACACGGAGCCCUGUAUGGAUGGCUGGGUAUAUGAUCGAAGUACAUUUCCUUCCACUAUUGUGACUGAGUGGGACCUGGUAUGUGAAUUUCAGUCGUUCAAAUCAGUGGCUCAGUUUGUGUUCAUGGUUGGGGGACUGCUGGGAGGACUCAUUUAUGGCCAUUUCUCAGAUAGGUUUGGACGGAAGUUGCUUCUCAGCUGUUGUUUCCUCCAGCUCGCCAUCUCUGGGACUUGCGUGGCAUUUGCUCCCAACUUCCUCAUUUACUGCGCACUACGCUUCUUGGCAGGAUUUUCUACCACAACUAUCAUAACAAACACUUUUAUUCUCAUGUCAGAGUGGACAGUGCCCCGAUUCCAAGCCAUGGAAAUAUCACUGCUUUUCAGCGGCUUCAGUAUUGGACAGAUACUCUUGGCAGGGGCAGCUUUUGCCAUUCAAGAUUGGCGCACACUGCAGUUGACUAUAGCUGUACCUGUCUUUGUUUUGUUUGUGUCCAGCAGGUGGCUUGCAGAGUCCGCACGGUGGCUGAUCAUCACCAACAAUCUGAAUGAAGGUUUAAAGCAACUCCAAAGAGCUGCACACAUAAAUGGAAGAAAGGAUAUUGGAGAGACCCUAAACUUGAUGUGUGUGAGAACCAUCAUGCAGAAAGAGAUGAACGCAGGCCGGAUGCAAGCAUCAGUUUUUGACUUGUUCAGGAUACCCAAGCUGCGUUUGAGAAUUUACUACUUGUCCUUUGUGAGAUUGGCAAUCCAGUUGUCCUAUUUUGGCAUGGUCCUCAACCUGCAGCACUGGGGAGGCAAUAUUUUCCUGUCCCAGGUUCUCUUUGGCGCUGUCAGCCUCCCAGCUAGAUACGUUGUGCCUUUGACACUGAAUUAUAUGGGUCGUCGAAUAAACCAGUUAUUGUUCAUGUUCAUGAUGGGACUUUGCAUUCUGGUCACCGUAUUUGUGCCUCAAGAAAUGCGGACACUGCGUGUAGCUUUAGCAGUGUUGGGAGCUGGAGCUUUUGGUGUCGUCAGCACUAGUUCUUCCAUCCACCACCAGGAACUCAUCCCCACUGUAUGCAGGGCAACAGCUGGAGGAAUCAAUUCAAUGGCCAGUAGGUGUGGGGCAGUCAUAGCUCCACUCUUGAUGAUCCUAGUAGUGUAUUCUGCCCCCCUGCCCUGGAUCAUCUAUGGAGUCUUGCCCAUCCUGGCAGGCCUUGUUGUCCUUCUCCUUCCUGAAACCAGGAAUCAGCCUCUCCCUGACAUCUUCCAGGAUGUGGAAAACGACAGAAGAGACUCAAGAAAAGCAGAACAGGCUGAAACUUCCAUGAAAGUAACCCAGUUUUAA
Molecule: messenger RNA, 1656 nt
Organism: Orycteropus afer afer
Lineage: Eukaryota; Metazoa; Chordata; Mammalia; Tubulidentata; Orycteropodidae
Source: RefSeq, a predicted model, not a curated record